GGGAAAAGAAGGUAUAUAUGAAUAUUUAGAGGUAUAAAGAAAAGCUCGAUGAAUUUCUAAUCAAUUUUCAAAAUUUUGUCAUAUGAUAUAUUGCGUAUAAGUUUAAGCUUUUUUUCGGUUCUUUGUUUUAAUAUUUGGGAUAUUUUUGAUAUUUUGCAGGUUACAAUUAAUAAAUUAGAUUUAUCAUAAGUACGAGUAAUCGUAGACUAUUGUUCUGUUCUUAAUAUGCUCAAUUUGGACAAAGCCGACGUUAUCAGGAUUCAAAAGGACGCCUAAUCUUUUUGACUCAGAAAUAUCGUUCGAGUUCGGACAACUAGAUAAAGAUCUCCAGAACACUUUGACAACCAGUUUAUAUAAACUCACUCUAUUCUUAUGUCAGAAAUCGUUGUUGUUGGUGCUGGUGUCAUUGGUCUUUCCGCUGCACAAGCACUCUGUGAAAAGGGUUAUAAAGUCAAAGUUGUUGCUGCUCAUUUUCCAACUGAUCCUUUAAAUUCACGUUACACUUCACCAUGGGCAGGUGCACAUUAUAGACCAUUUCCUAGUAAAUCACCAAAAGAAUUUGAAGAGUCCCAAUUAACAAGAAAGACUCUUGAAUAUUUUGAAAAAUUAGCUGUGGAGGAACCUCAAUCCUCAGUUAAAUUUAUUGAUGGUAUUGACUAUUUAGAGGAAAAGGGACUAUAUGAUGUUAAAGCAAAAGGAUACUAUGAAGAUAUUCAAUACUUGAAGGAAAUACCAAAGAACCAAUUACCUAAAGGUGUUGAAUUUGGUGCAAAGUAUAGAACUUGGGUGUUGAACUCACCUUUAUACAUUCAAUAUCUUCAAAGAAAACUGACCUUCAAAUAUGGAGUCGAGUUCAUAAGAACUGAACUAACCUCUUUGAAACAAGUAUCACAAUCAUUCCCAAAUACUAUAAUUGUUAAUGCUUCUGGAUUGGGUUUACAAUACAAUGGUGGUUAUGAUCCGAAAUCAUAUGUUAUCAGAGGCCAAACACUUUUAGUCAGAGCUCCAGAAGGGCAUCCCUACGAAAAGCAAACAAUCACACACCAAUCUAAAGAUGGAUUAUGGACAUUCGUCAUUCCAAGACCAUUGGAUGGUGGACUAAUCGUUGGUGGUACUAAACAGGUUAAUGAUUUUCAAAAUACACCAAAAGAUGAAGAUACUAAACAAUUGAUUGAAAGAUCCAGAGCGCUUUAUCCUGAGAUUUUCAUUGAUGGUGAGUUAGAUAUCAAGAAUAUCAAUGUUGGAUUCAGACCUGCCAGAGAGGGUGGUAUUAGAAUCGAGAUAGAGAAGGUUGGUAAGCAAUACAUUGUCCAUGACUAUGGCUUUGGUGGUAUGGGAUAUGAAUUGUCUCGUGGAUCGGCUGAAGAAGUUUUGAAGCUAGUUGAGUCGAUUCCAACUGUUUCAAAGUUAUGAUUUAUUUAUUAAUAUAAUGUUUAAACGGAGUGGUCUAUUAAGUAAUAAUAACAAUAUACAAAUAUUAAAGAACCCUAUAAAACAUUGAAGAAAACAACUAUCGUUAGCAAACAAAAUAAAUAGAACAUGUACAUCAUUUUCUCAACCUAUUGAACAAAACUUAUAACUGAUUAAUGCAAAUAGAAAUUAGAAAUAAUGAAUGCGUGAAAAGAAUGUGCACCUUAGUGUUUAGGAUGACCUUUAAUCUCUCUAGACCAACCUGGGAUAUCAUCACCUGUACCA
This is a messenger RNA of Hansenula anomala, 1695 nucleotides long. Its product is annotated as FAD-dependent oxidoreductase. The transcript is spliced from 2 exons. Gene Ontology annotation, molecular function: FAD binding; D-amino-acid oxidase activity. NCBI's taxonomy places the organism in Eukaryota, Fungi, Ascomycota, Saccharomycetes, Phaffomycetales, Wickerhamomycetaceae. The coding region runs from base 373 to 1413 and encodes 346 amino acids. The record is from RefSeq and is a predicted model, not a curated record.